Rotaria socialis is the source of this 999-nucleotide messenger RNA. Lineage: Eukaryota; Metazoa; Rotifera; Eurotatoria; Philodinida; Philodinidae. The record is from the annotation of a GenBank genome assembly.
AUGACAAAUACAGAACUUCUAUAUAAAUUCCGUUUUGAACAUUCUGGUCAAAGUAUUCAUCUUACUCAAAAACAACUGGAUCAUAUUCCUUACUUGUCUACUCUCGUGGCAAAUCAAAAUGAUGAAUAUGUAUUAAAAUCUCCUAUCGAUUAUACGUCUUUCGUAGUUAUUCUUCGUUCAGUUACUUCUAAUCAACCCUAUAUACUAUUUAAUGAAUUACACGAAGAUGAAAAUAUAUUGAAUACAUUGGACUUAGUCAAUUAUCUUAAUAUAAAUUUAUUUUCUAUACCGCCAUUGCACGCAGAACCUUCGAUUCGAUCAAAAGAUUUCACAUAUCAACCAGUAAAGAAUAUCUUCGAAGCGCGUAACAUUGCUGCUGAAUUUAUUGUAGCUCUUCGUAAGAAGCAAUAUGAUUUCGAUGCUUUUGACACAAAGAAACAAGUCUUCUCUUUACUUAUGGCCAUUUUCUCAAAUCUGGAAGUGUUCAGUUCACGAUUUCGUUAUCACACGCUCAUAGUCGUGAAAGAAUGUUGUCUACGUUUAUUUUCUGAAAAACAACAACUUAAAUUUCCUAAUUUGGAACAAAUAGCUGGAAAUAAAGCUAUCGACUCUUGGAUUUAUCUACACGAUGACGAGCAACCUGUUCCUAAAAACUUGGAAAAUCUCUUUACUAGUAGGCAAUGUGCUAGAUCUGUACAUGAGAAAGAUACGGAUCGUUUCAAACUCUCGACAAGCUCUACCAUCGAUAUCAGGCAUCCACGAAAAUCCAAUGGUACCUGGGAUCAUAGUCCCUUUAGGAAUUUCGUUAGCCUACAUUUCAUAAUAAAGUGCCAUUAUAUUUUACGUUUGUCGAAAAUUAAUUAUAAUCACGACAAUGACACCACAUAUCUAAAUGAAGCGCAAUCAGCUCGAUCAGGAUGGUUCAAUACCUUGCCAAAAAGACCCACAACCGACAAAUUCAAGAAUCGGUUUCGUUCGAAAGAUAUAAAAAAUCGAUAG